AUGGCCAUCCCAACUAAAGCUGCUGUGUUCGUGUCUGCAGCCCCGUGCUUCGAAGCCUUCCGCGAUGUGGAAGUAUUGUCACAAACUGAAAGUACUUCUCCAAAGUUCAUUGGUACGCAUAAUGGCACGUUCCAUUGCGAUGAGGCAUUGGCUGUAUCAAUGCUUAAACUUUUGCCCAAAUUUGCGGCCCACGGCGUACUGCGCACACGUGACGAGGCAAAACUUGCUCAAUGUGAGGUGGUUGUAGACGUGGGUGGUACCUACGAUCCAGAGACGCUUCGUUUUGACCAUCACCAGCGCAGCUUCACGGAUACUUUUGACCAAUGUGACAUUAAGUUGUCAAGUGCUGGUCUCGUGUACAAGCAUUUCGGUCGUGAGAUCAUUCAAAGGCUGGCUUAUCCCACAAAGUUGGACGACGAGACGCUGGAUAUUCUGUAUCGAAAAGCAUACAAGAAUUUUAUCGAGCACAUUGAUGGCAUCGAUAAUGGUGUCGAGGUGGCAAGUGCUGGUGAUGCUAAGCUCAAACAUAACUAUCAGGUGUCGACAACCCUUAGCAGUCGUGUGAGUUACUUGAACCCCCGCUGGAAUGAAUCCCAGGAUGAGCAGUGGAUGAGCAGACAAUUCAAGCAAGCCAUGUACUUGACAAUCACCGAGUUUACGGAUGCUAUCCACGAUCUCGUGUACUCGUGGCUACCGGCUCGCGAGAUCGUUGAAAAAGCGGUUGCCAAUCGCUUUGAGACUCACAAGUCCGGUGAAAUUGUCCAUUUUCCUAAAUUCUGUCCAUGGAAGUCUCAUUUAUUUGACCUGGAAGAGAAACUUCUGAUCCAAGGCCAAAUCAAGUUUGUGCUUUACAAUGACCUAACGGGUAAUAUGACUCGUGUGCAGGCACUCAAUGUUGAGCCAGGAUCGUUUGCACUGCGCAAAGGACUGCUGCCACUUUGGCGCAGUCUGCGUAAUGAAGAAUUGUCGUGUGUGUCUGGUAUUGAAGGAUGUACGUUUGUACACAACGCUGGAUUCAUUGGGGGUAAUCGCACAUUCAAAGGUGCACUUGAAAUGGCCGUCAAGUCGAUUGAAGCUACGGAUGAAGAGACCAAGUAA
Messenger RNA from Peronospora farinosa, 1098 nucleotides. The record is from the annotation of a GenBank genome assembly. Lineage: Eukaryota; Oomycota; Peronosporomycetes; Peronosporales; Peronosporaceae.